This is a messenger RNA of Mixia osmundae IAM 14324, 1350 nucleotides long. RefSeq lists its product as uncharacterized. The transcript has a single exon. Lineage: Eukaryota; Fungi; Basidiomycota; Mixiomycetes; Mixiales; Mixiaceae. The coding region runs from base 46 to 1083 and encodes 345 amino acids. Gene Ontology annotation, molecular function: nitronate monooxygenase activity. The record is from RefSeq and is a predicted model, not a curated record.
CGACGCGCUCGAGUCAUUGGAUAGUGAACUCCAGUCAGCUCGAGGAUGUCUGUCGCAUUGCCUACAGCUCUCACUCGCUUACUCGGAUGCCGGCUGCCAUUUGUGGGCGCUGCCAUGGCCGGUGCAGCGGGCAGCAGGCUCGCAGCGGCCGUCUCUCGCGCGGGCGGCUUCGGCUUCAUGUCGAUGGAGGAUGCCGAUGCUGCCAAGAUGCAAGAGGAGUAUGAUCAUGCGGCUGGCUUGCUAGGCUCGUCCAAGGAUCAACUCCCGAUCGGCAAUGGGUUCACUGGCUUCAAGCUAGAUGUAGACGAGCCGGCAUCAAGGCGCAAGCUCACCGUGUCUGCCCAACGAUGCAGAGCCAUCUGGCUGUCGUUCGGCAACGAUCUGGAGCCUUGGAUCCGGUUCUUACGUGAGCCUCAACAUCCGAGAGUCAUCAUCUUUGUGCUCGUCACCAACACGGCAGAUGCGGCAAAGGCGGCUGAUCUGCCUGUCGAUGUCAUCAUCGCUCAAGGGUCGGAAUCUGGCGGCCACGGCAGUUCGGUCGGCUUGCCCAACAUCUCACUCCUGCCCGAAGUCAUCGAUACCGUGAAGAGCAACAAGAAGUACGAUCAGCUUGUCCUUGCGGCGGGAGGCAUCGUGACAGCCUCGCAAGUUCUUUCGAUGCUUGCGCUGGGCGCAGAUGGCAUCGUGCUGGGCACAGCGCUAGUCGCUACGCACGAGUCGCUCUAUUCUGACGCUCAGAAGGAGCUCAUGAUCAAUUCUCACGGCACAGAGACAACGCGCACGAUGGUCUAUGAUGUCAUGCGCGGCACAACAAGCUGGCCCAAGCAGGUCGAUGGCAGAGGCAUCAUGAAUGUGACAUACAAAGAGCUACAAGCAGGCCGAUCAGAGGACGACGUCAAGGCCGAUUAUCAAGAGGCCGUGAAAAGCAAGGAUGCUUCUCGUCUCGUCUGCUGGUCUGGCACAUCAGUCGGACUCAUCAAGCGCGUCUCGAGCGCAGAGGACUUUGUCGCUCAGCUCGGCAAGGAUACUCUGGAGCAGUGGAAUGCACUUCAGGGCAGACUGCAGUGGCCGAAAGCUGCUUAGCCCCUGGUCAUGGGCCGUGUUUGGCGCAGAGGCCGGCCACUUUACGACAGGUCAGGCUUACGAUCGAAGUCGGGAUGUCAGCAAGCUUGCUAGGAGCGACGAUCCGGCCAUCGACGCAGCGCAGCCUGCAAUGAACGUCAGCGUGGAGAAAGGUCUCGCUAAGCUGGACUUGCGUGGUCCUACCGCAUCCGCCUUUGACGCCUGCUAUGAUCAAGUCUAGUUCGCCACUGACAGUGUGUCCCGAGUAUCUCUCGCCAUCACUGGCGA